Knipowitschia caucasica is the source of this 2280-nucleotide messenger RNA. Lineage: Eukaryota; Metazoa; Chordata; Actinopteri; Gobiiformes; Gobiidae. The record is from the annotation of a GenBank genome assembly.
AUGAUCCACCCAGACGGGGUCAUCCCGGUCCUCACCUUCCUCAGGGAUCACUCCAACGCCCAGUUCAGGAACAUGAUCGACCUGACGGCGGUGGACGUCCCCUCACGGGAAAACCGCUUCGAGAUUGUGUACAGUCUGCUGUCGCUGCGUUUUAACUCUCGCAUCAGAGUGAAGACCUACACGGACGAGCUGACGCCUGUGGACUCUGCAGAGUCUGUGCACAAGGCCGCCAACUGGUACGAGCGCGAGGUGUGGGACAUGUACGGAGUGUUCUUCUCCAACCACCCCGACCUGAGGCGCAUCCUCACGGACUACGGCUUUGAGGGACACCCCUUCAGGAAGGACUUCCCACUCUCCGGAUAUGUGGAGGUGCGGUAUGACGACGAGCUGAAGCGUGUGGUAGCAGAGCCGGUGGAGCUCUCUCAGGAGUUCAGGAAGUUUGACCUGAACACGCCGUGGGAGGUGUUCCCCGCUCACAAAGACAAGAGCACGCCAGCUCUGCCCAAGGGGGAGGAGCCUAAUCUGUGCUCUGACGGCUCUGACGGCUCUGACGGCUCUGAGGGGACGUCUGCGCGGACUGAAGCCAGGCUGCUGGUCCUGACGCUGGUCCAGCCUGAUCCUCUGGUUGUCCCCUGGUCCCUGCUCUCCCCUGGUCCCUGCUCUCCCCUGGUCCCUGCUCUCCCCUGGUCCCUGCUCUCCCCUGGUCCCUGCUCUCCCCUGGUCCCGGCUCUCCCCUGGUCCCUGCUCUCCCCUGGUCCCUGCUCUCCCCUGGUCCCGGCUCUCCCCUGGUCCCGGCUCUCCCCUGGUCCCUGCUCUCCCCUGGUCCCGGCUCUCCCCUGGUCCCUGCUCUCCCCUGGUCCCUGCUCUCCCCUGGUCCCCAUGGCGUGGCUGUCUGCCCGCCUGCUCUUCUACCCCACCCUGGCCUACAACGUGGUGAUGGAGCGCUGGGGCGGGAGGCACUGGUUCGACAGAGUGGACUCUCACCUGAUCCUCGGAGCUCUGCCCUUCAAGUCCAUGACCAAACAGGUGAGACACGGCUAUGGUGCGACACAUGGUGUGGACACGGUCUAUGGUGUGGACAUGGUCUAUGGUGUGGACACUGUCUAUGGUGUGGACGCGGUCUAUGGUGUGGACACUGUCUAUGGUGUGGACACUGUCUAUGGUGUGGACACUGUCUAUGGUGUGGACACUGUCUAUGGUGUGGACACUGUCUAUGGUGUGGACACUGUCUAUGGUGUGGACACUGUCUAUGGUGUGGACACUGUCUAUGGUGUGGACACUGUCUAUGGUGUGGACGCGGUCUAUGGUGUGGACGCGGUCUAUGGUGUAGACACGGUCUAUGGUGUGAACAGGGUCUAUGGUGUGGACACUGUCUAUGGUGUGGACGCGGUCUAUGGUGUGGACGCUGUCUAUGGUGUGGACGCUGUCUAUGGUGUGGACGCGGUCUAUGGUGUGGACGCUGUCUAUGGUGUGGACGCGGUCUAUGGUGUGGACGCUGUCUAUGGUGUGGACGCGGUCUAUGGUGUGGACACUGUCUAUGGUGUUUAUGGUGUGAACACGGUCUAUGGUGUGGACACUGUCUAUGGUGUGGACGCGGUCUAUGGUGUGGACACUGUCUAUGGUGUGGACACUGUCUAUGGUGUUUAUGGUGUGGACGCGGUCUAUGGUGUGGACGCUGUCUAUGGUGUGGACGCGGUCUAUGGUGUGGACACUGUCUAUGGUGUUUAUGGUGUGAACACGGUCUAUGGUGUGGACACUGUCUAUGGUGUGGACACGGUCUAUGGUGUGGACGCUGUCUAUGGUGUGGACACGGUCUAUGGUGUGGACACGGUCUAUGGUCUGGUGGAGGAGGAGCACGUGGCUGCAGUCAUCACCAUGAACGAGGAGUACGAGACUCGCUGGCUCUGUAACUCUGCUCAGGAGUGGCAGGAGGCCGGGGUGCAGCAGUUGCGCCUGAGCACAGUGGACCUGUUGGGGCUGCCGUCGCUGCAGCAGCUGCACAGAGGGGUGCAGUUUGCAGUGGGGCAUCGGGAGAAGGGCCACAGCGUCUACGUGCACUGCAAGGCCGGGCGCUGCAGGAGCGCCACUGUGGCUGCUGCCUACCUCAUCCAGGUGAACUGUGUGAGUCCAGAGGAGGCCUGUGAGCAGCUCCGGUCUCUGCGUCCUCAUGUGAUCCUGCGACAGAACCAAGUCCAGCUCCUGCAGCAGUUCUACCAGGAGGUGUGUGCGGGACCAGGACCAGGACCAGGACCAGGACCAGGACCAGGGGAGAGUGUGUGA